This is a messenger RNA of Meloidogyne enterolobii, 1044 nucleotides long. The record is from the annotation of a GenBank genome assembly. NCBI's taxonomy places the organism in Eukaryota, Metazoa, Nematoda, Chromadorea, Rhabditida, Meloidogynidae.
AUGGGAAACAUCAAUGCUUCAACAACAAAAACAACAACAAAACAUUAUUUACACAACAUUUUCCCAAACAAACAUUAUUUACAACAUUUUUUUAAACAAACACAUUUAAUUAUUAAAACAUUGUUUGUUUCACAAUUAAACAACAUUAAUAACAACAAAAUUAAUAAGCCUAUUAUAUCUUCCCUAUUAUUAUUUUCCUUAAUUACUGACAGAUUAUUUUUAUUAUUUUAUAUAAUUCUUGCCUUCUCAAUAACUAACACCUUAUCUGAAACUCCCCUCGGAGCCCCCACCCUUUUCUUCCACCGCCGCAACGAAGAACGCGACAUGGGUGGUGGUGGAGGUUCUUCCAGAAGUGGUGGAACCGGGCACGCAUCAGCAGCACUUUUAUUAGCAGCAGCUCAUCAAACACAGAGGCAUAACCGAUGCUAUUCUUGUAUGUCCGCCGUCUAUGAACAAUUAUUCAAAGAAGGCGAUCUAGGAAAUUUCUUUUUUGAACCACGCAAUUUUACUGCACAAUGUGAUGAACAACCAAUGAAUACACAUGGAAUUGGAUUAGUUCCAUGUCGAGGAAUUUGCCUUUCAUUAGCCCAAGAAUUUGUUAUUAUGGGAUGUGCCCAUUCCUUAUCUAGACAUGGCUAUAUUAAUAGAACAAUAGCUUUCUUUGCUGAAUUUGAUAUGUGCCGAGAAGUUUUGGCUUCUGAAUUAUUCCGGCUUUCUUCAAAUAAUAAAAUUGGUGGAAGGUCUGUUGAACAUUUUCAUGGAGGUGUUGGGUCUUCUUCUUCAGUUGGUGGUGGUAGUGGUGCUGGCGGCCUUAUGGAUUCACAACCAAUUUUGGUAAAAAAAUUUUUUGUUUUUUUUUGCCCUUCACAUUGUGCCGCUGUCUUUUUUUAAUUUGAAAAAUUCUUUGAAAAAAAAAUUUUUUUUAUUCAAACAGGCCUGCAGCUGUCUAGGUGACCGAUGCAACACCCAAUCAUCAGGCUCCAUAUCCAUCGAAUCAAUUCCCAACAAAAUUCUGCUUGCAACAAUAUUAUUAUUUUUAUUAAU